This is a messenger RNA of Macrosteles quadrilineatus (aster leafhopper), 4322 nucleotides long. RefSeq names its product zinc finger protein 254-like. The coding region runs from base 739 to 2541 and encodes 600 amino acids. Lineage: Eukaryota; Metazoa; Arthropoda; Insecta; Hemiptera; Cicadellidae. The transcript has 6 exons. The record is from RefSeq and is a predicted model, not a curated record.
CAAAAAUGUGAAUAGGAUACGUCAACAAAUUAACUUAUUCUGACUUGAGAGUCGUAUUCGGUAGACUGGAUGAUGUUUGGUUCAAGGGCUAGGCCAGUGCCAGUGUUAGUAGGCCGAUGGAGGAAUAAGAAGAAGAAUACAGGCAGACAAUGAACAUUGAACGAACGUCGAACACCGAACGAACACUCGUGAACAGUGAAGUGAACACAGUUUUCCCAAUUCGCCAUUUUGGAUUUGGUUGGAGAUGAUCUGAUCAUGACCAUUAUCAGUUGAAUUAUUGUCUCUCUGAGCUUCUAGGCCUCAUGUAGGCAAAUUGUUGUUUGUAUCGUUUGUGUUAUCCGGUGUAUUGUAAUUUAGUGUUAAAUUCAUUGCUGCUAAGUUGAUCCGCUUCUGCACAGUGAUUUUGAUUUUGUGAAGAUAAAACGUUACGUUAGGUCUACGAUGCCGAAGCCCCACAGUUGGAUCCACGUUGGAUCGUUGCAACAGCUCUAGCUCAGAAGUGCCACGUCAGUCAAGCCCAGCCGCCACACAGUUUUUAGUUUCCCUAUGGGUAUAUUUUUGCUACACUAUUCAACAGUGGUGCAAGAAGAUAGGCCUACUUGCCUUUUGAAUUAAGGCACCUGUAACAUGAUUGUGGUAGGCCUACUUACAGUCCUUCCCAGUAGUGAAGGCCAGUAGGUCUUAGAUAUUCACGGAUGUUCAACCUCCUAGUCUAACUUAGAUUGUUGCUAAUCCAGAAUGUAUGAUAACGUAAAAACUGAAGUUAUUGACCUCACUGAAGAAAAUGAAGUAGAAGUGAAAGCUGAAGAUCUUUCUCCAGUGAAGGAAAUUAUCAACCUCUCGGAUGGUGAAGAUGGGGAAUCAAAGGGUCUUCAACAGUCACCUAGUGGGCGAUGUAUCAGAAAUGUUGAUAAAUGUAUUGAUAAGGCCAUUGAGGAAUUGAAGAAAGGUCAAUCAUUGGUAUUGGUUGCCUCACAUUAUAAAAUCCCUCAAGAAGUUCUAUAUGACAAACUUGUCUCUCGAAGUCUUCCAAGUGAAAUUGAUCUUUUGACAAAUGCCGAGGAGGAAAAUCUAGUGAAAUGGAUUUUGAAGUCAAACAGUAACAAUUCCUUGGUGUUGAAGCAACAGUUAAUGGAAAAAGUGGGGAAAUACAAAAAAGUUAUGAACAUCAGUCCAAUUUUUGCCAAAUCCAAAUUCGGACGGAUGUGGUAUGAAUACUUUAUGAAAACCCAUCCAGAGAUUUAUGAAAACGAUGGUUUGUUAAUGCCUGUUGAUAAAGUUUUGGUACAACCAUCAUCACAAGACAGUCCCAUCAAGAAGCUAGUGACACAGCCUUCAGAUCCAGAAAAUCUGUAUCUUUUGACUCCAGAUGAAGAAAAUGCUUUGGUUGACUGGAUAAUCACAUCAAACCAACAAAAUGCGCUUGUGUUCAAAGACCAGUUGAUAAAAAGAGUGUGUAGGCUGAGUAAAGUUGCCAAAUCCAUACCUGGGUUUGCAAAAUCAAAGACUGGAAAGACAUGGUAUGACAGAUUUUUGAAAACCCAUCCAGAAAUAUACGAAAAUGAUGAAUUACUUUUGCCAUCUGAAAAUUUUGUGCAUCCGUCUGCUAAACUGAUCUCUUAUGGUAUUAAGGAUGCAGUUGUGGUUUUAUACGACUUCAAGAAAUUAAAACAUCUACCAAUCAGAUUGGUUAGCAAGGAUACAUAUGUAUUGCAGAAAAGUGGAAAUGAUAAGGAACAUCAUAAGCUAGAGGAUGUAAAAUCAAAUGGAAGUGAUAAUGACGAUACAAUGGAUGAACAUUUGGAGAACAAAUCAACAAUAGAGAUAUUUGAUGUUGCCAAAGAGCUCCCAUCAUCUGAAGAAUCGGGAAUUGAAAGUGACAACUGUUCUGUGGAAAAAUACAAAGAUGAUUCUUAUAUACCUUACAAAAGGAAAAGUGUUAGAAGAACGAGAAGAAAAUCAAAACCAUCUAGUGAGAGACCCAUUUGCCACAAGUGUGUUAAAACUUUUUGCAACUUUUCUAAAUUAAAAAGACAUAUUUUAGCCAAGCAUCAACCACAAGAAUAUAUGCAAGCAAAGUGUUUUGACUGUAAAAAAGUGUUCCCCUCUAAGAUACAUUUACAAGUGCAUGUGAGGAAUGCCCACAGAACCACAUAUUUCUUUUGUGAGGAGUGUGGUCAACCAUUUAAACAUAGGACAAGUAUGAGGAAACAUCAGAGAACCAUUCACGAAGGCUUAGAUGUAACUUACGACAGGUUCUUUUGUGAUGUUUGUGAAAAAGGAUUUAAAUAUAAGAAUAGUCUGGAAGCACAUGUUCUAUAUGGACAUUUAAGAGAGAAUAAAAAGUUCCCCUGCGAUAUAUGUAAAAAAACCUUUAUAAAACGCAGCGCAAUGCUUAGACAUAGACUGAGGCAUAGUAAAAUCAAGCCUCUGAAAUGUAUGCAUUGUGGUAAAAGGACCUCACGUAAAUAUCUUCUUGAAGAGCACAUAAAAAAUCAUCAUAAGGAUAUAAAGCUGGAAAACAUAAAGGAAGAACACUGAAGCAAUAUCGGAGUUGUGUAGAAUUGUAUUAUUGUGGUUCAUCGGUUUAUCUAAUUCUUCACAUGAUUAAUCUAAAUCGAAGACCUUUUUAUUUUCAGUUAUACAUAAAGAAUUACCUUAAUUUUUUUGUAUAAUUAAAAUACUGUUUUUUUUUUUUAUUAAUCAACUCUAAAAGUUAUUUUGUAUCAAUCUAUAAAUUUGUCAGACAUAGUGCUCUAUAAAUCUAUAAAUUACUUUUAGGUGUGUUUCAUGCGGAAUAUGAAUGCAAGGUGAGUGUAUAUUAUUGUAAUCUACCGUAUUUUGAUAAAUCCUACAGAUUAAUCUCACCUUUUGUGAAAAUUACCCCAAACUGAACCAUAGGCCUAACGUACAUUCAUAGAAACAUUUGGUGCUAAAUAUGUUAUUAUAGUUGUUGGCCUUGUCAAAAAAUUUUGAUUUAUAUACAUGUUUAUGGUUUAUAAUGCUUCCAUAGACCUUAAUCAUAAUAAAGUAUGCUCCUUCCUAAACAUUGUAGGAAAAUAAUAGUGAUCUCAGUGAAAAGCCACAUGUCAUUAAAACAACUUUUUCAUGCUGCUCUUUCUCUCACAGAUGAAAAUUGGAGUCAAGGAUCUUUCCUGAUUUAUAAAAAUAUAUUGUAUCAUCACCAAUAUUAUUUGAGUUCCUUAUUAUACUGCUGUGCAUAUAGAGUUUUUAUAUUAAUAUUAUUAUUGAGUUCCAACUUUGAGAACAAUAAGCAGUUAAGAUUUACAAACACUAAACAGUUUAGAUGAUAACAAAAAGUGAGAAAUCUAUAAAAGUCUCACAAAGUUAAGAGUAUCAAAACAUUUUAAAGGUUUGAAUAUCAUUUUUGGAUAUAGGAGAUCCGUUCACAGAGCUUAUUGAACCCUUAUCUUAGUGACCAUAAAAAAUUCAAAACUUGGCUAAGCCCUUUUCUCACCUUAAGUAUCAGAACAGGUAUUGGAUGAAGGUAUGGUCAAGUGAAGGGGAGAACAGAGGGCGAGAGGGGAGGUAGGAAGUGGGAUUUCUCACACUUUUGGCAAACCUGCAUUUUUGAGGGGUGUGCUAGUUGAUACCCAAACUAAGGCCUGUUGAAGCAGUAAAGGUUCAGCUCUGGUGACUGGUUCUCAAUCUUCCAACGUAAACUCUUAACAACAUAUUUUGAUUUUAGCCUCCAUUAGUGUGUAUAUAGUAGAUAAAGUAGAUGUAUAUUGUACAUUAUUCAUUUUGUACUCAGUGAUAAUUAACGUUUUCCUAUGACACCGGUGUGAUAUAUUGUAAAUAUAAAUUUAUCCAAUUAAGACUUGUUUCUACUGACAUUUUUGUCUGUUGCAAACGAUUUUUGUAAAAUGAGUCAAUUUUUUUAGAUGAAGGAUUUAUAGCAAUAGUUUUUACAGUAUAUGUUCAUAAGAGGUAGUAUUGGAAAAAUAUAUUUUUGUGUUGCAGUCUAUGAAUAGUUUACUAUGUUGGAAUAAUUCAAGUGUCAUGAGAAUUAAAAGCCUGAACAGUAUACAUACACAUAUUUUACACAUCAUAAAUAAUUUUGAUAAAUGUGAAUAGAUAAGGUAAAACAAAAAUUUUUGUUUUUUUUACGGCCUCCUCUAAUUUAUUUGAGGGGGCUAUGGUUUUCUCCAAUAAAAAAUAUUUUGAAAUGUAUUUGGUUAAGUUUUUCUUUCUAGUCUUAGUAAAUAUAUUUAAGCAAAAGUGUUUUUCAAGAUUUUUUUCCAUUAGAAUAAAUUUAUAAACGGAAUAAAAUAAGUUUAUUUAUUUUGAGAAGAUUGUAA